This is a messenger RNA of Tarenaya hassleriana, 1819 nucleotides long. RefSeq names its product probable glucan endo-1,3-beta-glucosidase A6. Bases 146 to 1528 code for a protein of 460 amino acids. Gene Ontology annotation, cellular component: plasma membrane. Gene Ontology annotation, molecular function: hydrolase activity, hydrolyzing O-glycosyl compounds. The record is from RefSeq and is a predicted model, not a curated record. Gene Ontology annotation, biological process: carbohydrate metabolic process. NCBI's taxonomy places the organism in Eukaryota, Viridiplantae, Streptophyta, Magnoliopsida, Brassicales, Cleomaceae. The transcript has 3 exons.
CCCAAUCCCAGAACCCAUCCCCUGCUCUCUUUAACUCUUCCGCAGACGUGACUUCCUCUCUCUCUCUCACUUCUCCGACAAAUCUCCGAAUCUCUCUGUUUCUUCAUUGGUUCAGACAAGAAGACGAAGAAGGAGAGACUUCAUCAUGGGUCUCCUCCAUCUCCUCGCAUUCUCUCUCCUCCUCUCUGUUUCAGGAGCCAAGUUCUCCGGCCGACCAGGCGUUAACUACGGCCAGCUCGGCAACAACCUCCCGUCCCCGACCGAAUCGGUCAAGCUCAUCAAGUCCCUGAACGCGACACGUGUCAAGAUCUACGACGCCAAUCACUCUAUCCUCAAGGCCCUCAACGGCACCGAUAUUGCCGUCUCCGUCAUGGUUCCCAACGAGAUCAUCGUCAACGUUUCAAAGUCCCAAGCCCAAUCCGACGACUGGGUCCGAAACAAGAUCCUACCUUUUUACCCGACCACCAAGAUCCGAUACCUCCUCGUCGGCAACGAAGUCCUGUCUAAUCCCGACCCGGCACUCAGAUCCGGUCUCGUAUCGGCAAUGUGCAAGAUCAAGCACUCGCUGAAGCGAUUUGGUGUCCACAAGGUCAAAGUCGGUACCACACUCGCCAUGGACGUGCUCCAAACCUCGUACCCACCAUCGAGCGGGGAGUUCCGACCGGAUAUAGCGGGUCGGGUCAUGAAACCGAUGCUCCAGUUCCUCAACAAGACCAAAUCUUUCCUCUUUGUGGACGUGUACCCGUACUUCGCCUGGUCACAGGACCCCAAAAACAUCAACCUCGAUUACGCCUUGUUCGAAUCGGAGAACAUCACAGUCACCGACCCGGUCACGAACUUGACCUACCACAACCUCUUCGACCAAAUGGUCGACGCCUUCGUCUUCGCCAUGAAACGAAUCGGAUACCCUGAGAUUCGGAUAUGGGUCGCCGAAACGGGUUGGCCCAACAACGGAGACUACGACCAGAUCGGAGCCAACAUCCACAACGCCGCGAUUUACAACCGCAACGUCGUCAAGAAACUCACCGCCGAUCCACCUGUCGGAACACCAGCCCGACCUGGUCGGGUCUUACCCUCGUUCAUAUUCUCACUCUACAACGAGAAUCAAAAACCGGGUCCGGGUACGGAGCGGCAUUUCGGGAUGUAUCACCCGAAUGGGACACGGGUCUACGACAUAGAUCUGUCGGGGAAGAGGACGGAGUACGAGGAUGUUUUGCCGGAGCCGGAGAACAACGAGCCGUACAAGGGGAGGAUAUGGUGCGUGGUGGCUAAAGGAGCGAACUGGACGGAGCUGGGUGAGGCCCUAUCGUACGCCUGCUCGCAGGGAAAUAAUACCUGCGCCCCGAUCCGACCUGGUGGCGAGUGUAGUAAACCCGAUUUGAUCGUGUUGCAUGCGAGCUAUGCGUUCAGUUCGUAUUGGGCUCAGUCUAGGAAGAGUGGUGCGACUUGUUUCUUCAACGGUCUCGCCACCCAAACCAUUAAAGAUCCAAGUUACGGACGCUGCGAGUUCCCGAGCGUGACGUUGUGAGAAAACAGCAGGAUGUUCGUGUUUAUUGACUAGAAACGGCGUGUUGUUGUGGGGCGCUUCUUCUAUUCCCAAUUUAUUCGAGAAACAAAUAAAUAAAAUAGGAAUAUCAAGUCUUAGGUGACUAAAGGUUGACUUUGGAUUCAUGAGAUUAAGUGAGUCGAAUGCCUAUUUAACCUCUCUUGUUAUAAAAAAAACACUAUUCCUCUAACAAAAAGAAAAUAAGAGGAAAAAAGAAACUUUUGUGUUCUAGAAGUCUCCCUCGUAGAAAAAUUAAAAAAUUAAAUUUUAUAA